This is a messenger RNA of Echinococcus granulosus, 810 nucleotides long. RefSeq lists its product as hypothetical. The record is from RefSeq and is a predicted model, not a curated record. Bases 1 to 810 code for a protein of 269 amino acids. The transcript has 7 exons. Lineage: Eukaryota; Metazoa; Platyhelminthes; Cestoda; Cyclophyllidea; Taeniidae.
AUGCCUCAAUGGUUCGACUUGUCAAUCUUAAAAAUUAUAAAUUCAGAACAUGGAACAGAUCGAGGAAAUGUUUUUUUUUUCCGUAAAAUGUCAAUCACUAGACAAUUUGUAGAACAAAAAAAAAACAUUGUUUGCUCCGUUGUGGGUUAUAUUACGGAGUGUCGUAGCUGUUUCAUAUGUCAUUACCUAAAUAGAUUUUGUGAUAUUCUGUCGAAACGAAUAGGGCAGAGAUAUUGUCAAGGCCUUUGUAAAUGUCCCAUUUUUAGUUGUCUAGCGGAGCGUACAGGUCAAGGAACUUUUUUAAGGAAGAGGAGAUAUGUUCGGUAUUUACUGAAACACUUUACAAUAUGGCUUAAGGAUUUUGUUGGAGAUGCCGAACAUUACUUUUACUUACUGGUUUUAUUUUUAAAUCCAUUAAGAAAAAAAUCAAAUCCUCUACAACUUGAAAGACGAAUUUGUUUUAUAAAUUUCGCAUAUUUACUUAUACCCAAAAAUCAUUUGACAUUCAAUUUUAUUUCAUGUACGUCGGAAAAUUGCAAGAGUGAAAUAAGUCGUUUAUACCACAAUGAAAAUCUGUUUAGGUCACUCGCAUCAAUGCCUCUGAAAACUCAUGCUUUUUUACUUUUACAUGUUUCCAAUGGAGAAUAUGUAGAUAUGCUCCUUGAUUUUAGUCAAUAUGGAUUUAAAAGCGCCUUGUUGGAUGUCCACACUAGCCUUAACACUUUUCUUUGCCUAAUAUCUGCUGAUUUAUUGUUUACCAAACCUGCCAGUGCAAUCCGCGUUAUGCACUACUUAAUGAAGAAUGAGUAG